GCCCUCCUCUACCUCCUCCUCCUCCUCGCGUGGGUCGGAGCCAGAGAAGGAGCCGGAGCCGGAGCCGGCCGGACGCGCGAUGAUCGCCAGGCGCGGGAGGCAGCGCUGAGGAGCGGCUGAAGGACUGACUGACUCGCCUCUCCUCCUCCUCCUCCCCGCGGCCAGGCUGGAGCCCACUCCUCGCGUGGCAGGAACAGCAGCAGCGCGGGCAUGGAGGGCAGCAAACCCAGCUCCUCGCCCGGCAGCCGGGAGGACGGCAGCCCCGGCGCCAACGCCUGCUUCCAGGGCAAGGCGGAGAAGGCGCCGGGCAGCCCGGGCGCCUCGGGCAGCCUCAAGGAGCACGCCAACUCGGUCUGCUUCAAAGUGGACGGGAGCGGGGCCGCCGGCGAGGAGCCCGUGGCCGGCCUGGACGACCCCGACGCCGCCGCCCGCCGCCAGCAGCAGCAGCAGCAGCAACAGUAUGGCUUCAUGCAGCGGCAGUUCACCUCCAUGCUGCAACCCGGGGUCAACAAAUUCUCCCUCCGCAUGUUCGGGAGCCAGAAGGCGGUGGAGAAGGAGCAGGAACGGGUUAAAACUGCAGGCUUCUGGAUCAUCCACCCCUACAGCGACUUCAGGUUUUACUGGGACUUAAUAAUGCUUAUAAUGAUGGUUGGAAACCUUGUCAUUAUCCCUGUUGGGAUCACAUUCUUCACGGAGCAGACAACCACGCCAUGGAUUAUUUUCAAUGUGGCUUCAGAUACUGUAUUUCUGUUAGACUUGAUCAUGAACUUUAGAACUGGAACUGUCAAUGAGGACAGCUCAGAGAUAAUACUGGACCCCAAAGUGAUCAAAAUGAAUUAUUUAAAGAGCUGGUUCGUGGUGGACUUCAUUUCAUCAAUACCAGUGGAUUAUAUAUUUCUCAUUGUAGAAAAAGGAAUGGAUUCAGAAGUCUACAAAACAGCUAGAGCACUUCGCAUUGUGAGAUUCACAAAAAUCCUCAGUCUGUUGCGUUUGUUACGGCUUUCAAGACUGAUAAGAUAUAUUCACCAGUGGGAAGAGAUUUUCCACAUGACAUAUGACUUAGCAAGUGCUGUGGUAAGAAUCUUCAACUUGAUUGGAAUGAUGCUGCUUCUUUGCCAUUGGGAUGGUUGCCUUCAAUUCUUAGUACCAUUGCUGCAGGAUUUUCCACAAGAUUGCUGGGUGUCCCUAAAUGGUAUGGUUAAUGACUCUUGGGGAAAACAGUACUCCUAUGCACUCUUCAAAGCCAUGAGCCAUAUGCUUUGCAUUGGUUAUGGAGCCAGAGCUCCAGUCAGCAUGUCAGACCUCUGGAUAACUAUGCUGAGCAUGAUUGUGGGGGCCACCUGUUAUGCCAUGUUUGUUGGCCAUGCCACCGCCCUAAUCCAGUCUUUGGAUUCAUCACGGCGUCAGUAUCAAGAGAAGUACAAACAAGUGGAACAGUACAUGUCGUUCCAUAAACUACCUGCCGAUAUGCGUCAGAAGAUCCAUGAUUAUUAUGAGCAUCGUUACCAAGGCAAGAUCUUCGAUGAGGACAGCAUUCUCAAUGAGCUUAACGACCCUCUUAGGGAGGAGAUUGUCAACUUUAAUUGCCGGAAGCUUGUUGCCACCAUGCCCCUUUUUGCAAAUGCUGACCCGAAUUUUGUAACUGCCAUGCUCAGCAAACUGAAAUUUGAGGUGUUCCAGCCUGGAGAUUAUAUUAUCCGGGAGGGAGCUGUGGGGAAAAAGAUGUACUUCAUUCAGCAUGGUGUUGCCGGUGUUAUCACUAAAUCCAGUAAGGAGAUGAAGCUAACAGAUGGCUCCUAUUUUGGAGAGAUCUGCCUUUUGACCAAGGGCCGACGCACUGCCAGUGUGAAAGCAGAUACAUACUGCCGGCUAUAUUCUCUUUCUGUGGACAACUUCAAUGAAGUCCUGGAGGAGUACCCCAUGAUGAGAAGAGCCUUUGAAACUGUGGCCAUUGACAGGCUGGACAGGAUAGGAAAGAAGAAUUCUCUUCUGCUCCAAAAAUUCCAAAAAGAUCUCAACACUGGGGUUUUCAACAACCAGGAGAGUGAAAUUUUGAAGCAGAUUGUGAAACACGACCGCGAGAUGGUGCAGACUGUGGGGCCAGUCCUUUUGCAACAAAUGCCUGCUCUGAAUUCAGCAACUGCCUCAGCAAUGAGGACACAGUCUCCACCUGUAUAUUCAAUGACAAGCCUCUCCCACGGGAGCUUGAAUUCUCCAACACCGAGCACCCAGACACCUCAGCAAGCUGCCAUUUUCUCACCUUGCUCCUAUUCGUCUGCAGUCUGCAGCCCCCCAGUACAAAGUCCUCUAGCUGCUGGGCGAACUUUUCAGUAUGCGACCCCUACAGCAUCGCAGUUGUCACUGCUGCAGCAGCAGCAACUGCAGCAACAACAGCCCCAACAACCUCUGCAGCAGAUGCCUAGCGCAUCACAGAAAAGUGAUGUCCACAAGAGCACACAAGCUCUUCACAAUGCUAGUCUGACAAGGGAGGUGAGGCCCCUUUCGGCUUCACAGCCUUCUUUGCCCCACGAGAUUUCAAUGAUGAUCGCAAGACCUCAUCCGACCGUGGGAGAAUCUUUAGCCUCCAUUCCUCAGCCACUGUCCGGUUUCCAAAGCACAGGCCUUCAGGCUGGGAACAAAGGCACAGUCCCCCAAAGAGUUGCCCUCUUCCGCCAGAUGUCUUCAGGAGCAAUUCCACCCACGCGAGGAGCUGCACCAUCAGCGGCCACAUUGCAAAGGGAUUCUUCCACAGUCUUAAAUACCGAACUAGAGGGAGACAAACCACGGUUUGCUUCAAACUUAUGAUUCAUGCAGACCAUAAAUAAAAUCAGAGAUGUUGACAUAAACAGUUAUCACUCCUGGAAAAAGUGUUUUAACUUAAUGUCUGAUUAGACCCCAGCUGUCUACCAUGAAAAGGAGAACUUUAGACAGACUUAUCCCUUGAAAUCGAAUGUAUGAGAUACAGACAGUCAGAAGAAAAAAAGAGAAAAACCCAAAUGGCCUCUCAAUGUCUUCCUUGCUUAGAAAUCGUUAAAUGAUACUAUAAACAUUGGUUGUAAUGUUGUUUAUUUUUAAACCUGAUUAAAAAUAUGAAGAGAUUUCUUGGAACAGUUCUAUGGCAAAAUAACAAUGACAGUAUUGUUAAUUCCAGGAGCUAAGCCUCAAAAUAAAAUUUAAAAAUAACAACCACAAGAUUCUUAGAACAUAUAUAAUCUUGGAUUUGGCACUUGCUGAACUUUUCUUAAUCAAAAAUAAUUGAGACAUUUCCCAUUUUAGAGGUCCAGAUUCCAUUUCUGGUGCUUUUAUAUUCAGGUUAAGAUUGAAGGAUCAAUGACAUACUCACUGUCAGCAGAAGUUGGUCUAGCCAUACUGUUUACAUGGGAUUUAGAGUUGCUCUUCUGUUUUAGAAAGCUGGGUGGACUUUUAUCUUCAUAUGAGGGAGGGAGAAUUAAUAAAAGCUCAUUAAUCCUAAUGUAAAUAACUUUUUAGACCCAAAUACUAAUAAUAACAACAAAAAUAGUUCCUGUGUGGUGUAUCAUUGCAAAGUAUUUGUUUAGAAAUUUAGUUUCAGCUAUUCACGCCAAAAUGUAACAUUUUAAAAUUUUACAAACUAUAACAUGCAACACAACUAUAAUGCAAUGGCUUGAGACCUACAAUGCUACUUUUACAUGCAGUGUUUUUAUGCAAAUUUGUAUGCUUGAUCCUGCUAUAUGUGUACUUCACCAGUACCACCAUGUCUUUCUUCUUUUAUCUCAAAAUGUCCUACGCAUGCUUGGAAAUUUAAUUUUAAUUUUUUAAUAAAAAAAGAUUUGUCUAAAACAAAUCAAAAGAUGAACAAUUAGAGCACCCCACAAACCAGUACAAUUAGUCGAUCUAAUCAGCAUUUUUAUGAACAAUCUCAAAUAUAUCUUCUUCAGUUUGAAAAAUGUUUAAUGUGAAUUGAUGCUUUCUGCUUUUCAUUUCCUGUAAUGCUGACAUUGAAUCUGAUGUUACUAACUAGACAUAAUUUAAUUUUAAUUGACUUCAAUGAAUUAUUUUGUUGAUCACUGCUUCAUUUAGACUUUCAGGUGUGUCCUCUGUCCUCUCGGUAGUUUUCUAGUUGACUGUGGUGAUAUUUUUUAAAAAGAAAUAAGUAUACUAUAGCAUCCUGUUUGUUUGGGAAUGCACGACUUGCUAAGUGUAUACUAUAAUAAUUUGGACAAUUUAUUGUACUACAGCAUGUAGUGUUGAACCUAGAAAUGAACUUAUUUCUUCUUCUUCUAAUGUCUAAACAAAGGAGAGGGAGACCAUAAGGGAAGACAGGGUUACAGUACACCGUUUGGUUAAAAAACCUGUUCUUUCAUUUGUUCCCAUCUUCUCCUUACCUGACAAUUUUGGAUGAUUCCAGAUAAAGAAUUUCCCAAGAGCCAGGUGUGCUGAUUCAGGCCCAUUCACACAUUGUCUACUAUGGUGCCAAUCCUUGACACAUUAAUGGGCAUGUUGCUAUCACAAGCAUAACUUUACACAUACCCAUCUUGCAUCAUGUGGCUGGAAGUAACAUGACAUCAAUGGUCUCAGGGUGAAAACCAUGUAACUGUAUGUAACAAUAAAACAAACAAAAAACAGUGUGUUAGUUGCCCACAAGCCAUACCAGACAGAACUAGAAGUUUCAAUGUUUGUAGAAGAAUCCAACACAGCAACUAGUGCAUGUUAAUCCCAAAAUAGAUUUGUGAUGCUUUCCCUGAAGCACUCAUUCCCUACUUCUGAUAUAGUAUUGCCGACAUGGAGGAACUUUUGUACGACCAGUGUCACCCUCCUCCCAAAGAAAGCCCUUUAGCAAAUGUCAGUGCCUGGGGAGGGUCAUGGUUACACUGUCCAUGUCGUAACAGAACUACAUGUUGAAUGAUGAUGUAAACAACUUUGUCUAUCUCUUCUAUAAAAAGUAGAUAACCCUUGCUGAAAGAAUGUGCCCAUUAAACUAACACCACAAAGCACUGGAAAAACAUGCUGGCCCUGUUUACACUACCAAAAUAAAGUAGACUCCGCUGCUGUGGGGAGUCCAUAUCAUACAUGGCUGGAUUUGCAGCACAACUUCUGCAUUCAGCCAUUAUUCUACAUCAAGGGGAAAAAGAAUUUACUCAAGCUUUCUGGAAGUUCCAUAGUGAUCCUGCUGUUUCAAAAGUGUGGAUAGUUGGAUCAGCUUGGAUCUGGCCAAGUCCACUGUCCACACCACCAGCAUAGGUACCACUGCAUCACUGACAGAAAACAGUGCUCUCCAAGAAACUUGCUGGUGAUGUUGCAUUUCUACUAAUGUCAUUUUGGGGGCUGAGCCAUGAGAUCAGAAAUGCAACAUCAGCCGUUAGUCUUGGAGAAAGAACUGCUUGCCUGCAAUGAUGAUGUGCCCUUGAACUAGCUGACUGUGUGGACAGUCAAAGGUUUCUGAAGCUGCUCCUGGGGCUGCAUCUGAGUAACUCCAGAGUCCUUUACAGCUGGUUUUCCAGUAAGUGUAGACCUACCUACAGAGCUUACAUGGUGAGAUGCUCCAAGACAACACAUUAAAUUAUAGGCAAUAACACAAUUCACCAAGAAUGUUUCCUAUCCAAACCGGAUCCAUUUCAAUGAGAUUCAUUUUGGAGAACCCCUUAAUAAAUUGUAUCCAAAGUUAGCAAAGCGUGGAAAGUUUUCUCCACAGGAGCCUCAUUGCCACCAAUGAGACAACUGUAGACUGGGUGGCUUGAGAACUGUUACCCAAAUGUCAUGCUGCUUGUUAUGCCUUGUCCUCCAAUGAUAUUUUGAAUGCCUACAUAAAUUAACCACACUUAAAGACUAGCGAAUCCCACUUCCCAACUGAAUUAGUGAUGUUAUUUAUUCCAUGAAUAUGAUGCUGAUGGUUAAAUGGGAGUGGAUAAGAAUCGCAUACAAGGAAUGUAAUGUUUGAUGUAUUAUGGAUAAGCUGCAAGACCAUUUAUUUUUGGUACAAUAGAACCCUGAGUUUAUUUUAAUACUGAUGAUAAAUUUUAUCCAAUUUAUGAUGAUCAUAUUCUGGUCCUUAAAACUAUUCAAAGUUUACAUUAGAUAGACGUAUAAUGGAGUUAGUAGUCAACUAUUUUUAUACAUAUGUUUAUUUUAUUUUAAGUAAUAUAAAGAAACAUUGACAUGCAUGGUCUUUCAGUGAAACCAUUAAAAAACUUUUUAAUGACUUUGUAAUAGAGUGGAUGAAAUCAAUGGUUUGUAAGUUAAUUUGAAAAGGUACAGGGUAUAAAACAAUAUACAUAUAUGUAUGUAUGAAUGUGUAUAUGUAUAUAUAUAUUUAGGUUACAAAAACUCAUUUCUGUAAUAUAAAGAAUAUCCAUUGCUAUUUUGAGAACUGACCUAUUUUUCUCUGAAUAUAAAUAAUCCCUUAAAUAUGGAAAAUAACAUCUGUAUAGGAUGGUAUGUAUUCAUGAUGAUGUCAGAUCAUAUUGCUGCUGAAAAAGAAAACAUCAAAUGAAUUCUUACAAUGAUUGUGUGAUCAGGGAUGAGUUAGACUUUUUUUUCUUUAGUCUUUGCUCAAAGCCAUAAAUAUAUAUAUAUAAAUACAAAUAAAUAUAAAUACAAAGAUUAUUAAUAAAUUCAACAAAAUCAUAAAAUAAUAAAAAUAUGAAUAUUUUAUUUGA
Molecule: messenger RNA, 6635 nt
Organism: Anolis carolinensis (green anole)
Lineage: Eukaryota; Metazoa; Chordata; Lepidosauria; Squamata; Anolidae
Gene: hcn1
Product: hyperpolarization activated cyclic nucleotide gated potassium channel 1
Exons: 8
Coding region: 211-2805 (864 amino acids)
Biological process (GO): potassium ion transmembrane transport; sodium ion transmembrane transport; regulation of membrane depolarization
Cellular component (GO): membrane; dendrite; axon
Molecular function (GO): voltage-gated potassium channel activity
Source: RefSeq, a predicted model, not a curated record